This is a messenger RNA of Jaculus jaculus (lesser Egyptian jerboa), 593 nucleotides long. RefSeq names its product MIEF1 upstream open reading frame protein-like. Lineage: Eukaryota; Metazoa; Chordata; Mammalia; Rodentia; Dipodidae. The record is from RefSeq and is a predicted model, not a curated record. The transcript has a single exon. The coding region runs from base 118 to 330 and encodes 70 amino acids.
UAAAGGGGCCAUGUUGAUGGGUGACCCCGAGAGAGGUACUGGGAAGAGAGGCGAGUCCUGAAGAGUGGUAGCGAGCGCUCCCCGCGGAGUGUGGCACCCAGCCCCUGUGAGUCCCCCAUGGCCCCGUGGAGCCGAGAGGCUGUGCUCAGUCUGUACCGGGCUCUGCUGCGCCAGGGCCAAGAGCUCCGCUACACUGAUAGAGAUUUCUACUUUGCCUCUGUCCGCCGGGAAUUCCGGAAAAAUCAGAAGCUCCAGGAUCCAGUCGCCCGGGAGAAGCAGCUGGAGAAGGGCCUGGUCUUUCUCCAUAGCAAACUUGGGGGUCUUGUUUAGGAUACUAUUUAUUUUCCCCCCUCCUACCCUAAUUCCAAAGAGAAGAGGACAAAGGUGCCUUCCUAGACACUCUGGCCCUCUUCCACCCCCACUUCACAGAUGCAUUAGGAAGCCUCAGGUGAGAGAUGGCAGGCGCUGGUGAGUGCAAAGGCAAGAAGGAUGACAAUGGCAUUGGCACAGCCAUUGAUUUUGUGCUUUCCAAUGCCCGGCUGGUGCUGGGGGUGGGUGGAGCAGCCAUGCUGGGCAUUGCGACACUGGCAGUU